AUGAAAAUAAUUUUAGUGUCGUGGCGGGAGAAAAAAAAAACAAUAAUUAUUAUUAUCAUUAUUAUUAUUAAUUUCAGAUCGGCUAAUUACAACAAUGCCACCGGAGACUGCGAUUUAUCGGAUAUGGACAGAUUAACCGUGGCUGGAUUGGGAGCGUUUCAACCCAUGGAAGAUUCGGAUUAUUUGGAAAACAAUUGCGUCGAAGAACCUGGAAAACUUUGCGAAUUCAAAAAAAUAUCUGCAAGAAUUUUAAAAACCGUCGAUUCCGUUUACCAAGACGUUUCAUCUUUGGAAGAAUGCCGUGAACUUUGCUUAAAUUCUCCGUAUAGAUGCAGGUCCUACGAUUUCGGAGAUACCGGCGAGCAAGUUUGCCGUCUGAGUCACCAUAGUCGAGCUACUUUAGCCGACAUUCAAGAUCCUUAUUUAGAUGUUCCAGAAGCUGCUUCUUACGAGCUCAGUUCGUGCUAUAAUGUAAGCAUCGAAUGCAGAUCUGGCGAUAUGGUCGCACGCAUCAAAACAAGCAAACUCUUCAGCGGAAAAAUGUACGCCAAAGGAAGUCCGAAUUCGUGCGUUGAAGACGUCAAAGGCUCGUUGGAAUUUUCAUUGAGAAUGGCGUACGAUGACGUCGAAUGCAACGUCAGACAACAAGGACUUGGAAAAUACAAUAACGACAUUGUCAUACAGCAUCACGACACGAUUGUGACGAGUUCGGAUUUGGGUUUGGCCGUUUCCUGUCAAUACGAUUUGACUAAUAAAAGUGUUAGCAACGAAGUCGAUUUGGGUGUACGAGGUGAAGUCAAACCCGCACUCUCCGAAGAAGUUGUCGUCGAUUCGCCCAACGUCGCCAUGAGAAUCACCGAUAGACGAGGAGAAGAUCCCAAACCAUCGGCUGCAGUCGGUGAUCCACUCGCUCUUCGAUUUGAAAUCCUCGACAAGAACUCACCCUACGAAAUAUUUGUGCGAGAUUUGGUGGCCAUGGACGGAGCCGAUUCCAGUGAAAUUGUUUUAAUUGACUCUGAAGGGUGUCCAACUGAUCACUUUAUCAUGGGUCCGUUAUUUAAAAGUUUGGAUUCCGGAAAGAAUUUACUAUCUCAUUUCGAUGCAUUCAAAUUUCCUUCUUCUGAAGUUGUUCAAUUCCGUGCCUUAGUAACACCAUGCGUGCCAACUUGUGAACCAGCUCAAUGCAAUUCCGAAGAUAGCUCUGGUGAGCUUCGAUCUGUUAUUUCGUUCGGCAGAAAACGUAGAAGUACUGAAACAUCGCGCAGAAGACGUUCCACGACCAGGGAAGACAUGUUAUUGGUUCAAUCCAUACAUAUCAGUGAUAAAUUUGGAUUCCCAGCAGCUUCGAGGAACAAUUCCGAAAGUGAAACGGUUUUCAUACAAUCAGAAGGAAACGUAACUUCUUGCAUGAACGUCGCAUAUUUAGCGGUUGCAGGUGCAAUAUUUUUGGUGGCUCAGUUGGCAGUUGUAGCCGCAUUGGCGUUAGCUUGGCAGAAAAGGAAAAGAGGACUUAAAGAUGAUGUUUCCGUGAGCAUAUCGAACGGCAUCGUAAACGUAGCGAGAACGGACAGCUUGUGUAAAUUAUACGAAUCUGGUUAUGCAAGACGAUUUUGA
This is a messenger RNA of Pediculus humanus corporis (human body louse), 1614 nucleotides long. RefSeq lists its product as uncharacterized. NCBI's taxonomy places the organism in Eukaryota, Metazoa, Arthropoda, Insecta, Psocodea, Pediculidae. The transcript has 5 exons. Bases 1 to 1614 code for a protein of 537 amino acids. The record is from RefSeq and is a predicted model, not a curated record.